Messenger RNA from Monascus purpureus, 1225 nucleotides. Lineage: Eukaryota; Fungi; Ascomycota; Eurotiomycetes; Eurotiales; Aspergillaceae. The record is from the annotation of a GenBank genome assembly.
ACAACUUUCACAACAACCUGCAGAUAUAUGAGAGCUUGGUGUCACUUCUUUCCCCUCUCAAAUACAUGUGUAGUGUUUGUCAGGCAUGUCAUCUUCCAAGCCUACGACAUUUCCCCCCCGCAUUUUGCAAAUCCCCAGGUCUGAUGAACCGAACGCAUAUGUGCUCGUUCAUGUCACCCGCUCCGGCACCGCGACAUUGGACCUGCAGCUCGUUGCCACUGAAGGGGAGGACCCUUAUGUAGGCUCAGUCGAGCAAUCCCGUUUGAAUAGCCUUCGCGCAAAAAGUUACCAAGGUAGUGAUGACGAUUGGGCUCAAAUUCUGUCAUAUGUUCUCGGGCAGUCAUCGCCAUUUGUUAACAAACCCGAUUUUAUCUGUGGACUUGAAGUUUCUGCCACUGUUUCCGACGAGGAUGAAGACAGAAAGAUAGCCAUUACCAUACGAAAGAGGAUUGAGACCAUAACACAAAGACUUGGUUCUAUUACUUUGAAUCAGGAUGAUGAACAGACUAUUCAGCUUUUUGACUGGUCGAGUGCCGCUGUUGCUAGGGCAGACACACUUGAACAGCAGAUUUCCUCGCUUAACAGUCGCUGUCGUGCUGCUGAGGCUACUAUACAUGAACUCAAUACACAGAUCGAAGAACUUAUAUAUGCGAAAGUCCAACAUGAAAACCAGCUGAUAGCAAACUUCGUCCAAUUACUGAACGAAAAGAAGUUGAAGAUUCGCAACCAGCAACGUCUACUAGCUUCUGCUACCGUGGAUCCGACUAAAGUUACCGAAAUUCAAACCACGGACUCAGGUAGAAUAUGUGUACCUGCAAGGAAGAGUCGGUCCGCGAAACAUGGUACACUGGAAUUGAGCGGCAACGAUUUGGACGAUAGUGAUGGGUUUGAAAAGAUGGAGACUGACGAAGCUGAGGGGGUGGAUGUCCCGGAAAAAGAUCGAGAGACGGACGAUAGGCAGCGAUCGACACCGCAGCCUCUAGAGGAAGAAGAUAAUACGACAAAUGAGGACUAUGAUCCAUCAAUAAUCGAGAAGAGAGAAGACAAGGGACCGCAUGAGUCAGCUUCGAAGGUAUCAGUCGACCGACUAAUUCAAAAAAUGCCGCCAACCGCCCCACCACGCCGAGAGCUGCCUUUCGCUCGCAAGACGAGGCAAGCCGAAGCCAGCAAGACCGAAAGAGAUGCCGAAGAAACUGCUGGUGAGACUGAUGAUGAUGAACUAUAA